Messenger RNA from Quercus robur (English oak), 4622 nucleotides. RefSeq names its product formin-like protein 14. The transcript has 18 exons. Lineage: Eukaryota; Viridiplantae; Streptophyta; Magnoliopsida; Fagales; Fagaceae. The record is from RefSeq and is a predicted model, not a curated record. The coding region runs from base 364 to 4170 and encodes 1268 amino acids.
ACUGGAAGAGAGAGAGAGAGAGGCCUUCGAUUUUGAAUUCUUUCCGCACGAUUCAAAAUCCCCAAAAACAAAGAAAAACGACACCGUUUUUGUCUCAUUCCAAUACCAAAAAAAAAAAAAAAAAUCCCACCGAAGCACAGCACAGUAACAUCGUUUCUUUCUCUCUUCUUCUCAUUUCUGAUAUCUCUUCUUCUUCACGCUCACACAUCCACACGAUACCGCUCCACCACCGUCCCUCCUCCGGCGACGAACUUCCGGCGAGCUCUCCAGAGCUACGGGCUUAGCCCAAUAUCAACAUCACUGAAAAUGAAGGUAUUGAGUUUAUUGGCUUAGUACAAAGCACAUGUGAUUUGGUCAGCAAAAAUGUCCCUUUUAAGUAGGUUCUUUUACAGAAGACCCCCAGAUGGCUUGCUUGAAUUUGUUGACAGAGUAUAUGUUUUUGAUUCGUGUUUUUCCACCGAAGUCUUGCCUGAUGGAAUGUACCAAAUAUACUUGCAUGAAAUCAUAACUGAGUUACAUGAGGAAUUCCCAGGCUCAUCAUUUCUUGCGUUCAAUUUCCGUGAGGGUGAGAAACGGAGCCAGUUUGCGGAAAUUCUAUGUGAAUAUGAUGUUACCAUUAUGGAUUAUCCAAGACAGUAUGAGGGCUGCCCUCUCCUUCCAUUAUCUUUGAUUCAACAUUUUCUUCGUGUUUGUGAGAGUUGGCUUUCACUUGGGAAUCAACAGAAUAUUAUUCUUCUACAUUGUGAGAGGGGGGGUUGGCCACUCUUGGCAUUCCUCUUAGCUAGCUUUUUGAUCUUUCAAAAACUGCAUAGUGGAGAACGCAAGACUCUUGAAAUUGUGCAUCGAGAGGCUCCUAAAGGCUUCUUGCAGCUCUUGUCUCCUUUAAAUCCAUUCCCAUCUCAGCUUCGUUACCUUCAGUAUGUAGCAAGAAGAAACAUAGCUCCGGAGUGGCCACCACCUGAACGAGCGCUUUCUUUAGAUUGUGUCAUUCUUCGAGCCAUUCCAAGCUUUGAUUCUCAGAAUGGCUGCCGGCCAAUUAUCCGUAUCUUUGGUAGGAAUCUCCUUAGUAAGGGUGGGCUUUCGACCCAGAUGUUGUUCUCCAUGGACAAGAAGAAGAAGAAGACCCUUCGGCAUUACUGCCAAGCAGACUGUGAUGUGAUUAAAAUUGACAUUCAGUGCUUGGUGCAAGGAGAUGUUGUGUUGGAGUGUGUUCAUUUUGACUUGGAUCCAGAAAGGGAAGUUAUGAUGUUUCGAAUAAUGUUCAACACAGCAUUUAUCCGGUCCAACAUACUGAUGCUUAACUCUGAGAAUUUGGACAUUCUUUGGAAUUCAAAGGAGCGGUAUCCAAAAGGUUUCAGAGCGGAGGUUUUGUUUGGGGAGGUUGAAAGCAUCUCUCCCCCAAAAGCUCCCAUUGCUAUUUUGAAUGGUGAGGAGAAAGGUGGAUUGCCAAUUGAAGCUUUUUCUAGGGUUCAAGAACUUUUCAGUGGUGUUGAGUGGGUUGAUAGCAGUGAUGAUGCUGCCUUGUGGCUACUUAAACAACUUUCUGUUUUAAGUGAUGUGAAAGAACUUUCAAAGUUGCAAAGUAAAGCAAGGUUAUAUUUAUCACCUGCUGAUUCUGAAGAAGACAAUAAUGCAUCUAGCACUGCCGAUAGUUCAGAUGAAGCAUUUGAUGUUCCCAAAUCUUCAACAAAUGUAACAAAAUUAGCAGCAGAGGACAUUUUUGAUUCAAUUCCCUUACCAUAUGAAAGUGAUGGUCAACAUGAUGUAAAUCUUGCUUCGGAACCUCCUGCAGCAGUUGGAAAUGAUCCAUCAUCUCUUCAUGACCAAUCAGCAAUUCCAAGUAAAGGAUCUCCACCUCCUCCUGCUAGUUACCCACCCCCACCACCUCCUCCCCCUCCUCCUCCACCUCCACCUGUUACUUCUGGCAAAAAUAUUUUGUCAAUGUCCCAUCAAUCAACUCCCCCUCUCUCUCUUGAUUCUAGUAGAGGGCCUCCGCCUCCGCCACCACCCCCUCCUUCAUUUAGCAUUCCCAACAGUCAUUCUCCAAUACUUGCCCCUCCCACUCCCAAUAGGGGUUGUCCACCACCUCCGCCACCCCCUCCUCCACCUCCUAGUGUUUCCUAUAAAGAUUCUUCUACGGAAUUUUCUAUAAUGAGUAAAUGCCCACCACCGCCUCCUCCACCACCACCUUUCAAUUCAUCUAAAUCUCCCCCACCUCCCCCACGUUCCUCUAUAUCUAGUCAACAAUCUAUAAAGCUGACAACACCACUAGCACCAGCUCCGCCACCGCCACCACCACCACCGCCGCCCUUGGCAAGUACAACUAACAAGUUGCAACCACCACCACCACCACCCCCCUCAAAAUUGCCUCCUCUGAGUUCUACAUCUAAUGUAACUUCCGUUCGUGGGGUGCCACUGCCACCUCCACCAGCUCCACCUCCACCUCCACCUCCACCUCCUAUUGUUGGUAACCGUAGUAAUGGCUCUAGGCCACCUCAACCUCCACCUCCCCCUCCGAUUGCUGGUAACUCUGGUAAUGUCCCUAGGCCACCCCCACCUCCCCCUUUGAUUGCUGGUAACUCUAGUAAUGUCCCUAGGCCACCUCCACCUCCCCCUCCGAUUGCUGGUAACUCUGGUAAUGUCCCUAGGCCUCCUCCACCUCCACUGUCUUCAGGACCUGCAAAGCCAGGUUUGACCCCUCCGCCUCCACCACCAGUACCAAAGCCUCCUGGUGCUCCUCCAUUGCCAAGUCGUAGUGCAACACCAGCUCCUCCCCUGCCACCUGGAGCAAAAGGCACUGGUGCGCCUCCACCGCCACCUCCAUCAGUAGGGAGAGGGAAGGCUUCUUUAGGGCCAGCAAGUCUUGGAAGAGGUCGAGCAGCUGGUGGGGCUACUCUUGCCCCAAAGAAAGCUUCACUAAAGCCCCUACAUUGGGUGAAAGUUACACGUGCAAUGCAAGGGAGUUUAUGGGCUGAUUCUCAAAAACAGGAAAAUCAGUCAAGGGCUCCUGAAAUAGAUAUAACAGAGCUUGAGAGUCUUUUCUCAGCGGCUUCUGCUUCAGAUGGGAGUGGCACUAAAGGUGGAGGUCGACGUGGUUCUAACAUGAACAAACCUGAGAAAGUGCAACUGGUCGACUUGCGUAGAGCAUACAACUGUGAGAUAAUGCUCUCAAAAAUAAAAAUUCCUUUGCCAGAUAUGAUUAGUGCAGUUCUGGCUUUGGAUUCUUCUGUUCUAGACAUUGAUCAGGUUGAAAAUCUUAUUAAAUUCUGUCCCACAAAGGAAGAAAUGGAAACGCUUAAGAAUUAUACAGGUGACAAGGAAAUGCUUGGAAAGUGUGAACAGUUUUUCCUUGAGCUGAUGAAGGUUCCGCGAAUAGAAUCUAAGUUACGAGUAUUUGCUUUUAAAAUCACAUUUUCUAGUCAGGUCAAUGAUCUGAGAAAUAAUUUGAAUACAAUUAAUGGUGCUGCUAGAGAGGUAAAAGAAUCUGCCAAAUUGCGACAGAUAAUGCAGACUAUUCUUACUUUAGGAAAUGCCUUGAAUCAGGGCACUGCACGAGGAUCUGCCAUAGGAUUCAAAUUGGAUAGCCUUCUUAAGUUAUCUGAUACUCGUGCAAGAAACAGCAAAAUGACUUUAAUGCAUUAUUUGUGCAAGCUCCUUUCUGAAAAAAUGCCAGAGUUACUGGAUUUUGAUAAGGAUCUUGGUCAUUUAGAAGCUGCCGCUAAGAUUCAAUUGAAAGCUUUGGCUGAAGAAAUGCAAGCUGUCAGUAAAGGUCUUGAGAAGGUUGAGCAAGAACUCGCUGCUUCAGAAAAUGAUGGAGCUAUCUCUGUGGGAUUUCGAAAGGUGCUGAAGAAUUUUCUUGACACCGCUGAAGCUGAAGUUAGGUCACUUAUAUCCUUGUAUUCUGAAGUGGGAAGAAAUGCAGAUUCAUUGUCCCAGUACUUUGGGGAGGAUCCAGCUCGGUGCCCCUUUGAGCAAGUGACACAAAUCUUGGUUGUCUUUGUUAAGACGUUCAAUAAGUCACGAGAUGAGAAUGAAAGGCAGGCUGAUGCUGAAAAGAAGAAAUUGGAGAAGGAAGCCAUGAAAGAACGGACAGCAGCUAAUUCAUCCACAAGGAGAGAUGGUGUUCAACAGAGCAGCAUGAAACAGCAUGAAACCCACAUAAAUUCUUAGGAAGAUGCAAGAGGCAGAUUACUUCUUGAAUAUGUCAGCCCAGCACAUUUGGGCUGACAUUAAUCGAUGGAGGUUGACUCAUGCAUUCAAAUUGCACCAACCCAAAAUCAGACAGCUGAAGUGGCAAGUUGCUGCUUUUCCGGGAAUCACUUUGGCAAUGCAGAUGUGUCUCACAAUGCACAGUUUACUUGUCCAAAAUCACGCAAUUUCAGGGAAAGUUGACACAUUUUGCUAUUAUCAGGUACAGCCUUUGCCUUUCAUGUAAAUCAAUGACAUUAUGGCCUGCUCAAAUUGUAUUCAAUCUGUAUAUAAUUUAGGAAAGGCACACUUAGCAUUAGCAGAGCGGAAGCCCUCUCCCCUUCUUCCCAACAAAAUGUCUCAUGCUAUAUAGAUUUAAAAUUUUGUAGCAGCUGCAAUAGUUGCAAGUUUAGCCGGUUGAUUCUUUUCUUUCA